AUGACGGAUAAGAAGAUAGUGCGCAAAGGGCCGCUGCCUGGGGGUCGCCGGGGCGCGUCUGAAGCUGGCGCUGGACGCGGCAGCGUGCGGGCCGCCAGCCGAGCGCGAGGAGCUGCACGGUCACCUAGCAGCCCUCCGCAUCCAUCAUCCCCACCAGAAGGCUUGGUGUCGGCUGGGUCUUCUCGGACUCAGCAAGCGGCACCCGCCGCUGGUGGAGCACGUCGCAUGCGUUGGUCACAAGCAAUGAAUGCAAACGCACUGCGGGCGUACUUUAGGGCAAAAGGGGAAGAAACUGGAUGUUUGGCGUAUCGGGCUAGGAUGCAUCGUCUUUUUGCUGAGCUGGAGCCAUCUUUAACCGUCACAGAGCAAAACCUGGCAGACCGAGUUCGGUAUAUCUUGCGCUCAAAUAUAUUUGAUGUCGCCGAACUCGAACGGCUACGACGUGAGGCUGUUCCCUCGUCGGAUGAGAAUGCUACGGCUGAGGAUGCGGCGCUACAAAUGGUAGAGCAACCCGCAAACGUGGAUGCCGCCGUGAAUACCCCAGUUGUGGUUGAUUCAAACGAUGAUGUAACAGUCGUCCAGGAACUGGAAUUAGAGCAUAUGAGGAGUACAUUGGAAGAGGCGAUUGUGGAAACGCGCAGUACGCCUCUCGAAAAUCGACCGCGACUUCCCCGCAUAGCCCUAAGCAAGCGGAAUCGGGCUGUCGUGAGGGCUCUGAACCCAAUGCUGGUGACCUAUUUGGAAGCCAGCCGGGACCUUUGCGAGACGGACUCAAUUCUUUUUGGCGCCGCGCUGGCAGUCUGCCGUAUCAUAGGCGCCAAGGUUUCCACGGCUGGACGCGCUACUGGGCAUAGUAGCGCUAUCCCAGCAUGGAGAAGAAGAAUUGAGGAACGUAUCGCAAAGGCUAGAGCUCUCAUCGGCAGACUGAUAUGCUUCAGAUCAGGCAACAACAGGCCAAGAAUUGUGCGCACCGUCAGGAUGGCGUUUGCUUGGACAAAUGUCAGUUUGUCCCAGCCGGAUAUAACGCAAAAACUGACGGAGCGCAUAGAUGAUCUGAAGCAGAGAAUCGCUGCUUGGGGAAAGCGGAUUCGGCGAUAUACCGGUGGUCAGAGCCCGUAA
Parnassius apollo (apollo) is the source of this 1119-nucleotide messenger RNA. The record is from the annotation of a GenBank genome assembly. NCBI's taxonomy places the organism in Eukaryota, Metazoa, Arthropoda, Insecta, Lepidoptera, Papilionidae.